AUGCCAGCGGACUCAGUGGUUAUUGAGGAUGUGGCUGUGGAGUUUACCCAGGAAGAGUGGGCUUUACUGGAUCUUGCUCAGAGGAAACUCUACAAAGAUGUGAUGAUAGAAACCUUCAGAAACCUAGCCUCAGUAGUCAUUGGGACAGUUUCUCAAACACUCAAUGAUGGAAAAAACUUAUCCAGUAAAUAUCUAAUAGUAGAAUUCAUGAAGAAUGACACCUGGUCCUCCAUGUUAGGAGAUAUUUGCAAAUUGCAUGACAUUGAAGAUCAGCAUAAAAAUCAGGGGAGACAUAAGAGAAGGCAUAUAAUAAAGAACCUUUUUGAAAGUAAUGAAGAAAAUCAAGGUGGAAAAACUUACAGACGGAUUCCAAAUCUUGCCGUGUUCAAAAGAACUCCUGCUAUUAUAAAUUCUUCUGAGUGCCAUGAGUGUGGAAAAUCCUUCAUCAAUCAUUCAUCACUUAAACGUCAUAUCAGAUCUCAUUCUGAUUGCAAUACUUAUCGAUAUAAGACAUGUAAAGAAGCCUGCAUUUGUCCCUCUGACCAAAGUAUUCCUGUAAGAACUCUUACUGAAGAGAAACCCUAUAAAUGUAAGGUAAAAACACUCACUGGAGAGAAACCCUAUGAAUGUAACAAAUGUGGGGAAGAUUUCUGUAGUUUCUUAUCCUUUCAGACACAUGUGAGAGGUUGUAAGCGUGAAUGUAAAGAAUGUUGGAAAACCUAUCCCUCAUCACUCCUUUUAUGUAAAAAAUUUCAUAGUGGAGAUAAGCCUUACAAAUGUAAAGAAUUUGGGAAAGGCUUCAGUGAUUCCUCAUCCUUCACUAUACAUAUAGGAACUCACAGUGGAGAAAGGCAGUGUAAGCACUGUGGAAAAGCUUUUAGUAAUUCCUCAGCCCUUGCCACACAUCAAAGAACCCACAGUGGAGAGAGGCCUUAUGAAUGUAAGGAAUGUGGGAAAGUCUUUAGUUGUUCCUCACACCUCACUUCACAUAUAAAAUCUCACAGUGGAGAGAGGCCUUACAAAUGUAAGGUAUGUGGGAAAGUCUUCAGUUUUUCUUCAUCUCUCACUCAACAUAUAAGAACUCAUAGUGGAGAGAGGCCAUAUGAGUGUAAGGAAUGUGGGAAAGCCUUCAGUCAAUCUGCAACGCUUACUUCACAUAUAAGAGUUCACACUGGAGAGAAACCUUAUGAAUGUAAGGACUGUGGGAAAGCCUUUAGUCAGUCCUCAGCACUCACUUCACAUAAAAGAGUUCACACUGGAGAGAAGCCUUAUGAAUGUAAGGAAUGUGGUAAAGUCUUCACUUUUUCCUCAUCCCUCACUGAACAUAUAAGAACUCAUAGUGGAGAAAAGCCUUAUGAAUGUAAGGAAUGUGGGAAAACCUUUAGUCAGUCCUCCCACCUCACUAUCCAUGUAAGAACUCACAAUGGAGAGAGACCUUAUCCAUGUAAGGAAUGUAGAAAAGCUUUUAGUGAUUACUCAUCCCUCACUAGACAUAUAAGAACUCAUAGUGGAGAGAAGCCUUAUGAAUGUAAGGAGUGUGGGAAAGCCUUUAGUUGUUCCUCUUCCCUCACUAAACAUAUAAGAACUCAUAGUGGAGAGAGGCCUUAUGAAUGUAAGGAAUGUGGGAAAGCCUUUAGUCGUUCCUCACACCUCACUUCACAUACAAAAACUCACAGUGGAGAGAGACCUUAUGAAUGUAAGGAAUGUGGGAAAGCCUUUAGCGAUUACUCAUCCCUAACUAAACAUACAAGAACUCAUAGUGGAGAGAGGCCUUAUGAAUGUAAGGAAUGUGGGAAAGCCUUUAGACAGUCUGCAACUCUCACUUCACAUAUAAGAGUUCACACUGGAGAGAAGCCUUAUGAAUGUAAGGAAUGUGGGAAAGCCUUCACCUUCAGUCAAUCCUCAGCCCUUACUUCACAUAUAAGAGUUCACACUGGAGAGAAGCCUUAUGAAUGUAAGGAAUGUGGGAAAGUCUUCAGUUGUUCCUCAUCUCUCACUAAACAUAUAAGAACUCAGGAGCCUUACGAAUGUAAGGUAUGUGGGAAAGUCUUCAGUUGUUCCUCAUCCCUCACUAGACACAUAAGAACUCACAGUGGAGGGAGGCCUUAUUAAUUUAAGGAAUGUCAGAAAGGCUUUUUUCACUCAGUUCUUUACUACAGUGCAGAGAGACAUUUUAUAUAAGGAAUGUGGGAAAGCUGUUAUUUAUACCACUUAUCUCACAGAACACAAGGCAUAGUGGAGACAAACCUGAAUGUAAGAAAUGUGGAACUGUAUUUAGUUACUCUUUUUCUGUAGAUGAGAAUUGUGUGUUUUCUUAAACAUCGUUCAAGUUUUUGUAUUUUUUCCGUGCAUAAGUUAGUAUGUUCUCCUUAUGGAAAAUUUAUUUUAAAUAAAAUGGAAAACCAAAAAUUAUUUAGAAUCUAACCACUGUUGAUCUUUUGUGUACUUCCUUUCAGCUUUCCUUGUGUUUGGAUCACAGGAAAAGCAAUCAUGGUGUAAUGUUGUGUUAAAGGCAGAGUUACAGAAUAGUGUUUACGUGAUGAUAUCAGUUUGUAAAACAUUUACAUAUUAAUGUACAUUUUACAAAUACCAAAAAAGCAUCCUGUAGAGAUAGUCCAUUCUAGAACAUUAACAGGGAUUUUCCCCUGAAAGUGAGAUUUUGAUUGAUUUCUUUUCUCAUUUUGCUUCCCCCAAUUUUCAAUUUUUUAACAGUCAUUAAUCAUUGCUUAUGAAAAAUUUCACCAUAUUUUAAAAUUUAAAAACGGCAAUUCACUUCUGGAAUCUGAGUUGACAA
Molecule: messenger RNA, 2794 nt
Organism: Trichechus manatus latirostris (Florida manatee)
Lineage: Eukaryota; Metazoa; Chordata; Mammalia; Sirenia; Trichechidae
Product: zinc finger protein 883-like
Biological process (GO): regulation of transcription by RNA polymerase II
Molecular function (GO): RNA polymerase II cis-regulatory region sequence-specific DNA binding; DNA-binding transcription factor activity
Source: RefSeq, a predicted model, not a curated record